Harmonia axyridis is the source of this 6457-nucleotide messenger RNA. RefSeq lists its product as uncharacterized. The transcript is spliced from 9 exons. Bases 414 to 5753 code for a protein of 1779 amino acids. NCBI's taxonomy places the organism in Eukaryota, Metazoa, Arthropoda, Insecta, Coleoptera, Coccinellidae. Gene Ontology annotation, molecular function: zinc ion binding; RNA polymerase II cis-regulatory region sequence-specific DNA binding; DNA-binding transcription factor activity, RNA polymerase II-specific. Gene Ontology annotation, cellular component: nucleus. Gene Ontology annotation, biological process: regulation of transcription by RNA polymerase II. The record is from RefSeq and is a predicted model, not a curated record.
UUUGUCACUAAUGUUUACUAGACAGAGAUGGAGCUCCGAAACAAGUAAACAUGGCGCCGUGUGAGCAACCAUAUCAUUUUAGUGUGUAAUUUACACGCAGUAUCUUUUGGAUUUAUCUCAAACUUUGUAGAAAACCAUACAGAUAAGUGAUACAGUUUAGUAUACAUUCUUUGUGUGUGAUCAAAACAUCAAUCGAAACUCUAGUGCCAACGUUAAAACGCGAUUUUUGUAAGGUUUUGUGAAAUUUUGAACUCGUCAGAAGUGCAUACGGAUUUUUUUAUGGUGUUCUGACAUGUGCUUAUAAUAGCAAUAUAAUGGAGUACCCCUUGGAUGAAUAUUCACUGGUGUAAACAUGAGAAAGGUGUGAUUUUGCGUAGGAGUAACUUCCUACAGAGAUCAAGUUAUAUUCAGCGAUGGAAAGCACCGUUGAUAGUUACUUGCACAAAAAAUUCAAGAAACAACUGAGCUACGAACCCAGAAACAAAAAUGAGAAUAAAAGUGGGCCCAAACCAACGGACCAAAACCAAGAGAAGAAAACGUUAUCCUUGGAAAACAGUCAUCAAGUGAAAGAAACUUUUUGUCGGACAGACAAUACCCAUACAGUGCCAAAUACAAGUACAAAUAAAGCAAAUGAUAGUUUAAACGUCAGAAAUGACAUUUCGAAUGUCAAUGUUCACGAAUCAACUAGUAAAUAUGACUGCUUGAACCUAGCAAAUGACAGUAUAGCUUAUAAUACUGACGGUUUGAAUGUUAACAAGUCUUCCAUAUCAUUAGAAAAUCCUAUAGUCACUUUACAAUCUCAUAACAUAUCGUAUGUUUCAAAUAUUCACAGGUAUGAAGUUAAUUUUGAUAAAAAGUUUAGCUGUUCUGAUGUCGUUAGUAACUCCCAUGGACAAAAGUCUUCCAUUUUAGAUACUAACUUGUAUAAGUACAACUACGUCAAGUCUGAUGACAAUGUAUCACCUGAAAGGGAUCAAAACAAUCAUGAAAGUGAAAAGAGAUCGGAGGAAGUAUCUCCUCAACCAGAUAAAAGUUCUGGUGGAAAAUAUGUUUGUAAUUAUUGUAAUUUGGCCUGUUCUAAACCUAGUGUACUACAGAAACAUAUCCGUGCUCACACAAACGAGAGACCAUACCCUUGUGUCAGUUGCGGUUUCAGUUUUAAGACUAGAUCAAAUUUGUAUAAACAUCGUAGAUCGAGAACUCAUGCGAACAGAGUGCUUGGUAGUAAAGCUCGUGGGGAAGUUAUAAUUGAAGAACAACAGUCCAGUGCAUUUGAGACCAUUCCAAGUAAUGAACAAUCGCAGAAUAACGAAACAGAACGUCCAAUCGACUAUAAAACCAAACUGUAUAAACCGAGAUUCCAUACAGCUUCCAAGUUUUACCAACAAGUUUCUAAAGAAAAUAUAGAAGAUGAUAACAAACAAGCGGAUCACGGUGAAUCCGAUAUCUUAUCACACCAUAUCAGUGAACUUAUUACCAAGAACAACUCAAAGGUGAAUUCCAACGAUGCGUAUUUGUUGAAAAGAAAACAAGAUGAAUAUAACAGUGAAUUCGCCCAAGUACCUAAAAGAGUUUUGCCUAGAGAUAAUGAAGGGUUGAAGGUGGCCGAUGAACCUUUGAAUUUAACUAACAAAGUGAGGAAAAGAUGCAUGAGUGAGGCUGUCGAGUCCAAGAGUUUGAUAAAGGAAAUAUUGCUGAAGAAUUUAGCAUCGGACAUGCAAUGUCCACAUUGCAAAAUGAUAUUUCAAACUGUGACAGAGUUGGAACUGCACAAACUGCGAAACUGCAAAGGAUUUGUCGCACCAGGAGCAAAGUACGCUAGAAGCAGUUCUGUUAAUGUAGCCUCUAUCCUUACUCAAAACAAAAAUGCAUUUGAUAGUAUGCCUCAGAUGCAAGCAGUAUUCCCCUUGAAAUCCCCAGGACCCUUUCUGGGAAAGACACGACUCGUGGAGAGCGAUAAAACUAAAUCUUUUUCAUUUGAUGACGGUCUUCCCAAUAUUUCCAUGUAUCCGAAGGCUAAAGAAAUGAUUACUUCCAAAUAUCUGCUAGCACCAUCAUCUCUCCAAAAUGACGUGGAGAAGAAAGCUCCAGUUAAACUCUUUGGAGGGGAAGUUAAGAUAUCGGAAAAUAUAGGUGAUAACAAGCGUUUUCAUAUUGAAAACAACAAUGACGGUUUUGAACCAAGUAACAGUUUCAUGAGCUAUGGAGGGAAGAUGAGUGAGAAUAGAGUAAUAAGGAGUGGUUUGCAUUCCGGUGGAACCGUUUUGACUAACAAGGGGAAUUUUGAUGGAGACUCGUUGAAUAAAGUACAAAAUGUUAUAAGAAUGUACGAUGGUUCACCAGAUUCGCCAGGUAUGGAUGUAGGAAAGAGAAGAAUCGGUUUCAGCACGAAUUUAAGUGAAAGAAAGAAACCACCAGAUUUGGUCAUUUCAUUUUCAAGUGAAGAUAUCACCACCCCUAGUCCCUCCUAUAUGAAAUACACAAACAUUCUUGAUUUCAGUCAAAAUGCUGUUAAAUUGUUGACACCUAACUUGAAACAGCCAAAUUUAAUGGUUCCUGGAUUACCUGUUCCUAAUAAAUUCACAUACCCUACACCGGAGAAUCCUCAUCCCUUGAAAAUUGAAGUCGAUAUGGACAAUAAUAAUCCUCAUAAUCUAACCCGAAGUAGUUUUUCUGACAAAACGACAACCCCAGAGAACUCAAAACUUAUACAUAAAAAAUUCCAAGUCCCUGCACAAGAAAUCGAAUCUCAGCCUCUUAAUAUGUUUAAUCCCAUGAACAUUGUAGUCAACGGAAAAGUUGUCAGGUAUGUGCCAGGCAUGCCUGGACCUAUUAUUGCUGAAUCACCUGUUGAUUCUUUAUAUACACGCAGUAAUUUACCUUCAACUCCAUCAAAAGUCUCUUCAAAUUUAAUAAAAAUAGCCGAUGUUGAAAAACCCAAAGAAAGAGACAACUCUGAAGAAACUAAAAGAAUAUCUUUGCCAUAUGCACCAAAGCUGGUCAAACCUGCAAUGAUGGAAAAAUUAGAAAUAAAGACAGAUUUUCCAACUAAAAGCUUUGAAUCAACCGAAAUGAGAUCUCCAGUUAUCAAGUUAAGUGAGAUGAAGUCUCCAGCAAAAGUGACUUCAGCAGAAUCGAAAAAAUUUGCAAGACCUAACAGUUUAGCACUCAAACCAACAUCUGCAUCUAUGAAACAACACCACGGACUCACGCCAACCUUGCUGAAUCAAAUUCUGAUAUCUCCUGACACACCUAGGGUAGCUAAAAAGUAUGUGCAGCAGUACCUAAAUGGUAACUACUUCAGUUACUUGGGUUUGAAAUCGACAACUAGGCAGGUGUAUUGUACUUUGAACAAAACUCAACCCUCUUAUGUUCCACAUUUCAAGACCCUGAGUAUGUAUUCUGAAUGGAGACAGCAAGAUACGAAAACGGAAAAGUAUUAUGCUGCUGGUUACGAUUCCAGGCAGAUAUCUUCAAAAUAUACUGUGGCACAUCAUAAGAAUAUAGAUUUGAUGGUCCAUUCAAGUUACAAGUCUAUUUCACCAGAAUCUACAAGAGACAAGGAUGAAACUCAAAAACCAAAUUCGAUUACAGGGGGCUAUGAAUGCAAUGACGAUUAUACCUAUAUAAGAGGAAGAGGUCGAGGCAGAUAUGUUUGUGAGCAAUGUGGGAUAAGAUGCAAGAAACCUUCAAUGUUAAAAAAACAUAUACGUACACAUUCCAAUGAUAGACCGUAUACUUGCAGUCAUUGUAAUUUUAGUUUCAAAACAAAGGGUAACCUAACAAAACAUAUGAAGAGUAAAGCACAUACUAAAAAUUCCACAACUAGUAUAGGAUCCAAUUCAUCUACUCAACAAAGUGGAACUCCCAGCUCAGAGUCUGAAACUGAAGACAGUGGAAUGGACAGCAGUGAUGAAUCAACAAGACAUCAGGAGCAUGAAGCCGCAUAUGGUUUGCUAUCUUUGUCUCAAAAGUCCACUCACAAUAUUACAACCAACUCCUUUUCUCCAACUACGAGUGCUUUAGCAGAUCAGUCCCCACAUCAGAUAACAAUUGACGCCGCCAAUAGAAUAAUGAACACAGAAGAAAUUGCUUUCGUUUCCAAAACAAAUUAUGCGAAAAAUAAGUGUCUAGAACAGCCUACUGCAUUGAAGCUGAACAUCAUGGAUAUUGGUAUACCAUUGCCUGAGGAAAAGAAAACAACUGACGUUAAUUCUGUUACGCUGGUUUUAGGAAAAUCUAGCCAGAAUAGACCACUAACUUAUCCCUACAUAAUGUCAGAUGUUAUAUUGGAUGAACCUAUGAGUGUUAGCUCAGAGAAUACAGACAAUUCGAGUCGAUAUGAGUUGAAAUCUCCGGACACUUCAGAACCAAAAUGUAUCACACAGUUUCAUGUUAUACAAAGGUAUGCUUCAAGCGAAAAAGAAAGUACUUCGAAAGAAGUAUCAAGAGAAACUAUUGAAACUUUCAAAAACCUUCCUGAACCUUCAUUCCCAAAAGAAAGGUUAACUGCUGCGCAUUAUCCAUUGGAGAGGAAUGAAAGAAGCGUUAUAGUCACCCAGAAUUUGAGAACUCCAAAUAUCCCACAUAACCCUGAAAUACCAUCACCAUCUAUAAAGAUCAAUGACAAUAUUGUUUUCAAUGGUACCUUUAAAGAGAAGAGAAAAAGGAAAUUGAUGGAUGAUACUGAAUUUUGUCCUAAAAAUUCAAAAAUGGAUGAAGUGAUCGAUUUAUCAUUAAGUACUGUACAGAAAAACGAUUCUAGUGUGAAUUCAAAAUUGAAUAGUAAAAGUGGUGAUAUGUAUCAGAAGUAUGAACUUGAUCAUCAUAAAAAUAAUGAAAACUCAUUGCCUAAAGAAAACUCUAAGUUAUCUGAAUCAGAAUACAAAAAUGUGGAAUACAGCAUGCAGUAUCCAAAAAUUAAUGGAAACGUACUGAUUUUGAAAAAUGUGGGUGUACCUAACGAAGAUUCCAAUGAAAUUGCUAACAUAAAUUCGAACUACCUUGUCGAACCACAGGCAAUUGCUGUAUCGAAGUCUGAUUCUCCAAAAUUAUUUGGAGAGUUUGAUAAUAGUGCAAUGGAAACUUUGGCUGAUAUCGCAACUAAACAGGUGAAACUGGAGAAAAAUGCUAUGGCAAAGAGUGUGGCUUCAGAGUAUUUAAAAUUAGCAACUAAAAAUGAAAUUCCAACUGGUGAAAAUGAAAUGUUCCAACCGAUAAGCAAGGAAGUGAACGAUCUGAUUGUCAAGCCAGAAGGAAAUAAGAGCUGUACUAUAUGCUCCAAGAGUUUCAGCAAACCUUCACAACUUCGAUUACAUAUGAAUGUUCAUUACCUGGAAAGGCCUUUUAGAUGCGAACCCUGUUCUGUUAGUUUUCGAACAAAAGGUCACCUUCAGAAGCAUGAGAGAAGUGCUAGUCAUCAUAACAAAUUAUCAUCCUCACCCGCCCAGUCAUCGUCUGAACCACGCCCAUUCAAGUGUACAGACUGUAAUAUUGCUUUUCGAAUACACGGACAUCUGGCCAAACACCUCCGGUCCAAAAUGCACAUCAUGAAACUUGAGUGUUUGGCUAAAAUACCAUUCGGUCUGUAUGCUGAGCUGGAACGAUCAAAUAGCUUGCUUACAGAAAUAAACACAGCUGAUGGGGACCAAUGUCUAGAUAGCCUGAAGGCUUUAGCGAAAAAAGUCUUCAUGAACGACCCGGCCAAACUGAAAAAUUUAGUAAAAUCAUCUGUGGUAGUAGAAACUGAGUAAUUUGAAUUAUUUUUUAGAUGAAUUUCGCAAGACUGAAAUGAUAUAGAGAAAAUCUUUACAUUUUAUAAUGAUUAUUUUAAAUUUGCUGAACUAAAAAAAAAACAUUUUUAAAAUAUUCUUAUUAGAUGGACCCCUAUUCUGAUGUGUCAAAUAUUUUUAUGUGAUAUGAAAUUGUUUAGAAUUUGUUUUGGUUAAUUGGUAUCUUUUUCUCAUUAGAAUUUAUACUUAGGCUGAUUAUAAAAUUUUAAUGAUCAUUAUUGUAGUAAAAUUGAAUUGAGUGCCAUGUUAAUAUAGAAGAAAAUUUCAGUUGUUUUGUAAAUAGUCGUUACUGCUUAUGUAUGAUGUAUUGAGGAGAAAAUUCGAUUUAAUUCUGGUGGUCUUCAAUGAUUUUUUAGAAUUCUGUAAUCAGUCCUCACAUUAAGCCAUAAUCGAAUUGGUUAUAACGGGAAUUUAAAGUAUUGAUCUUAAUUAAGAUUGUCAUUCUGUAAUUAUUAUUUUACCUACAUUUAGGUAUCUUACAAGUUUAGUUUCAGGUUAAGUUUCAUAAAAUAUUGUAAUGCUGUUUCAGGUACAACAUGUUUCAUUUCUCUUGUACAUAUCUGUUAAUAUUAGCUCUUAAGUACAAUUGUGCAACUCUGUUUAUAUUGUUUCAUUUGUUGAAAAAAGUACAAGACUACUUGUUAAUAAAUAUUUUGUUUGAUUUA